AUUUCUUGCUCAAAAAAGAUUCCAAAUAAUUUCACCGCAGUUCAACUACCUCCCAGCCAUCAUGUCAACCCUCAACUACUUCAACUACGAAGGCGUCGGCAAGACCAACAACAAGCUCUACUCCUACUCCCAAGCAGUCCGCGUCGGCAACAUCAUCAAGUGCUCCGGCCAAGGCGGCUGGGACGCAGAGGGCAACAUCGACAAAGAUGACCUGAAAGGACAAAUUGACCUUGCCUUUAAAAACGUCGAAAAGAACCUCAAGGACGCCGGUGCAAAGGGCUGGGCAGACGUUUACUCUGUUAAGAGCUUCCAUAUUUCUCUUUCUGGAUCGUUUGAUCUUAUGGUGGAGGAGUUUCGCAAGUGGAUGCCUGAUCAUCAGCCGACGUGGACUUGUGUUGGUGUUACUGAGUUGGGUAUUCCGGGUAUGAUUGUCGAGAUUGAGGUUGAGGCAUACAUUUCUUAGACAUUGCAAGAUCGAGGCAGUUUGUACAGUCAGCUUUUAUCAAAUUAACACAUUGGAAUC
Molecule: messenger RNA, 523 nt
Organism: Fusarium vanettenii 77-13-4
Lineage: Eukaryota; Fungi; Ascomycota; Sordariomycetes; Hypocreales; Nectriaceae
Exons: 2
Coding region: 62-463 (133 amino acids)
Cellular component (GO): cytosol
Molecular function (GO): deaminase activity
Source: RefSeq, a predicted model, not a curated record